CCUUGCCGGAAGCCAACAUGGCGUCCGAGCGCUUCCCAGGCUGCAGUGGCUGUCGCGGCAGCAUCUGAAAAAGCUAGUCUGAGGAGGCCGAGGUAGCGGGGCGCAGCGGCGGGGCGGACGCCGUAGUUGCCAUGGCACGACACAGGAACGUCCGAGGCUACAACUACGAUGAAGAUUUUGAAGAUGAUGAUCUCUAUGGCCAGUCUGUAGAGGAUGAUUAUUGUAUUUCACCAUCAACAGCUGCUCAGUUUAUUUACUCAAGACGUGAUAAGCCACCGUCAUUUGUUGAGCCAGUAGAAGAAUAUGACUAUGAAGAUACAAAAGGACCUGCUAACUCUACUUCUAAUCACCAGCUUAGUGGGAUUGAUCAAGCUCGUCUUUAUUCAUGCCUUGAUCACAUGAGAGAGGUGCUUGGAGAUGAUGUCCCAGAUCAAAAAAUGAUUGAAGCAGUGCUGCAAAAUAAAUUCGAUGUGGAGAAGGCUUUAGCUAUGGUGCUUGAGCAAGAUAAAAAGCAGAACAAGAGUGAGGAAGCUAUCUCCAUGGGAAAGGCGACAAAAGGAGUCUUAUUUUGUUCAUCUGAAGUAACGACUGAUAAUGCUCAAAGCUUUUUUCCUUCGUCAGUAAACCACUCAGGGUGCAGUAGUACCCCUUUUGAGUUUUAUGGCUCAGUACCUAAAGAUGGAUUAUCAUGUAAUUCUUCAACUAUAUUGAGUCACCGUUUACUACAUAAAAAAAAGAAACUUGACAGGCCUCACAGUGAUAAGAAACUAGAAUCAUGUAAGUCAACAAAAGAGCUGUCAUUAGCUGACCUAAUUAAUGAUAUGCCACAUGAUUCAUUUUAUGAAUCUCUUAACAGUCAGCCAACAGUUAAAUUUUCAUCUAGAAGUGACCUUGAAAGUCUUUCAGGUAGUGUAGAUGAUAAAUUGUUGGGAGCUGAUUCAUCUGAGUCUUCCUCUUUGGAUGAGUCUAAGUACAAGGGAGGACCAGAUUUAAAAGCAUUAGUACAGACAGAAAGAUCUGAUAGUUCUUUGUCCAUCAAAAGUAGUUUACUACCCAAUGUUGAAAACAUUCCAGUACAGAGCAACUUGGGAAGGAUUGGUAGUUCUUUUUAUUUAACAAACAAAUUAGAAAACAUGACCCUUGAUAACAGUAUAAGUCACCCUCAGAAUAAAAAGGCAGACUUAUCUGGAAGUGUUCUUUCAGCUCAACAGUGUUCCAAGAAACAUUCUUUAGAAAAGGACUGGGUACAGUUUUCCAAAUGUGAAAGUCCAUCUCUUACCGAACUAUUUCAAGAACACAAAGAAAAUAAUCCAAGCCAAUAUUUUUCUUUAUCUGAUCUUUGUAACCAGUCUUCUGCCAGUUGUACAGAUAUUAGUUUGGGAUCCACGCCAUUGUCACAAAUAACUCGGUAUCAGUCUUCGACUGGAAUUCCAGAAUUAACAGGAUCUCUGUCAUCUUUGGCAUUUUCUAAGGCAUCUCCUACUAGAGAUCUUGAAAAUUUGUCCCUUUCUGAUUUAAUUGCAAAAUCUAUUAAUGAAGUAGAUAAAUCUCAAAUUAAAAAAGAUCCUUCUGUGUUGGAUUUACCUGAAAUAAAGUCUUCUGCAGUAGAUUCAAAUAUUGAUCUAAGUGUCCUUAUAAAAACCCCAGAGAGCUUUCCAAAGCCUAUAGAAAACCCGUCAAAUAUCUUAAUUUCAGGAGCUAAAGUAUCAAGUUCUAAGCUAGUGAAAAAUUCUAGUUUCUCCAGAGAGAAUAAAAAAAGCAAGAAAGGUUAUAUUACUAGGAAACCAGCUUUCUCUCUUUCUUGGACAAAAGCCCUUGCUGCUAGACCUUCAGCUUUUGCUUCAACACUGUGUCUUCGAUAUCCACCGAAAACCUGCAAGAGACACACCUUUGAGCUCUAUAAGACUUUUCUUUACAGUAGACAAGUUCAAGAAGUAAAGGACAAAGAAAUAGGUCCUCUCAAAGUAAUAACACCAUUUGACUUCAAAUCCGCAUCCCCUGAUGAUAUUGUGAAAGCUAAUCAAAAGAAAGCUUUUACUAGAGAAUAGCGUAAAAGAGAAUUUGACAACUGUUGCAGAGCCUUUUAAGCCAAUUUAAAAUCUUUACCGAAUCCCUUUAUACGUUGGAAUUAUAAUUCAUUUUUAUUACGUAUUUGAAAAAAAUUGUUGCAUCUGACUUGAUAACAACUUUAAUUCAUUUGUUUCAUUGCACUGAAGCUAAUCAUUUGCUACCCGUCCUCAGUAAUUAUUAAUGACAUGUUUAAUUAACCAUCUGAGCCCAUAAUGUUUACCAAUUGUGUGUAUAGAAUUAUUAUUCUGACAUCAGACCUCAGAUAAUUUCAUUUGAAAGUUAUUGAGCUAAAAAUGUUUUUUCCAGUUUUGAGAUGAAUAAUUGUAUUUUAUAAAGUUUAUUUUUGAAUUUGUAAAGAUUUUGCUUUUUUACUAAUAAGAAUAUUCAUUACGUUUAGCAAUAGUUUUGGACUACUAGUUUAAAGGAUUUUUAAAAUUAUAUACAUAUAGUAUAGCAUGCCUAGAAUAUAGUUAUAAGAUAGAAUGUUAUCUGUGUCAUUCCAGGUUAUACUGUUGGGUAUCAAUGUAUCAAUUUAAAUGUGCAGUUCUGAAAUUUCUAAGCUUUAAAAAAAAUACUCUGGGAUUUAAGUAAAUCUUUUGCUGCUAAACAUAAAAUAGAAACCAGUUAGUAGGACCAGUUUUAAAAUUUGAAAUAUACACUAUUAGUCAUACAAGUUAAUUGUUUACACAUUUGUUCUAAUCAAAUGUUUUCAGACACAGAACAUAAUAAUGCUUAUUUUCUUUUUUUGUGGGGGAGAAGUAGAUAGAGGUAUAUUUUUUUCAUCAAUUUUAUCUAUUUUUUUUUUUAUUUAGAAGAAUGUUCAAAAUCGAAGCUUUUUUCCUCUGUUAAUAGGUAGCUGCCCAACAAGGGCAGGUUUUUAGUACACUCAGACCAAAUUAAAGCUAUUGUAGUCAGAGAAUUAGGAGAACUUUUUUCAUCUCUUAGAGGAAAAUAAAUCAGUUCUCUUUGAACUUAAAAUUAUUUUUGCUCUUCAGUAAUUAGAAUUUAGUAAUGCCGAGAAAAAGUGGUGAUUCUGAUUGAAUGGAUUCCAGUUCCUUAAAACUUCCAAAGAUUUCCUGCUCCAGGACCUUCUUGUGGUGUGGAAAUGAACACUGAGUUUCUUGAAAACUGUGUCAGAGUACAAGCUCUGGGUGGUUCAGUUAAACUGGAAGGACUUCCAGUAGGAGUACAAGGAUCGGAUGUUUGAUAUCUGAGGACAAGCUAAGCUAAGUUUGAGGAAGAUCACCAAGUUGAAUGCAGGGUAAUGAAUAUCCAGUUACACUAUUUUCCCCUGGCAGCUACGUGGAAAUAUGCUUAAAUAGCAAAAGGUCACCUUUGGGAAUAGGGAAACAAACUGACUUUGAAUAUGAACCUUAGAAUUUUUAUGGGGAUAAGAUAAGUUUUUUCUAGCUGCCAUUUAAUUUGUUGCUCAGGAGUAUUCCCCAAUAUUUAUACAUUGUAUAUGUAAUUAUGAUUUUGAAAGUAAUUUCCUUUUUUGGUAGAAAAACUUGAAGUUCAUAUAUACUCAUUGUUCUUAGAAGCAAUAUGAUUUUCAUAGUUUGAAGACUAUGAUAUGUAAUGAAUAAUAUUCUUUGCAAGGGUAAUUAGGCAUUCAGGGUGAGGUCUGUUUUGUUUAGCUUUUCAGAAUUUCACAAUUCAUUAUAUUACAGAUAAUGCUGCUACUGAACUUUUAAAUUUUUGAGCUGUAUUUUGUAGGUCAGUUUUGGAGACCACAAAUAAUUUUCCUUUGGGACAACACUUAGAGAAAAAUGGCAAGCUAUUUCAUAAUUUUGAGCUUUUAAAAAAGCCAGUAUUUUGAAUGGGGGGGUGGGGAGAAGAAGGGUGACAGAUAACUCACUAUUUUAAAUGAAACAGUUUUCAACUUUAGGUAUACUAAAAGGUCGUCCGUAGAUCAGUUUGAUGCUCUGGACACAUUUUCCCACCAAAACAGUGUUUAAAGAAUGCUUAGAUUCCUAGACUAGUCUACAAAAUCAUUUUUACUCAUAAGGCAUUGCCAGCAAUUGUAUUACAAUUCUAAUACUAUUUUUUUUUCUCAGUUACACAGUGUAUGCUUAAAUAGGUCAUUGUGGAAUGACCCUGAAACUUCUGCUAUUUACAGUUUUGUUUCUAUGGGAAAAUGUAUUCUGUAGCAUGAGUUAAAAGCAGCAGCCUUGUUGUUUUGGCUCUAAUUUCUCUUCCUGCCAACAUACACAGCCAGGCAUGCAGUAACACUAGAAUACACACAAUGGCUCAGGGAAAAUCUUUCAUUCUCUGAACUACCAGGAAGACAUAGCUAGGUUUGAACUGGUUAUUUAUACUUACCAGCUGCUCGUAUGUAGGGCUGUGUUUGUACUUUAAUAUUCAAGUGAUAUUGAAUAUUUAUAGUACUGUGUGCAUAUUAUAGACCAUAUAUGCAUUUAUCCACUUGGUGUAUUAAGUUUGUGGUCCACAUAUGCUAUAUAAUUUUACUUCAGUUCUUCUAAUUCAAACAUAAAAUUUGAGAUGUGUGUAAAGCCAUUUUUCUUUCCCUUGUAAUAAUUUUCAUAACAUCAAUUUUUUUUUGGUGUAGGAAGAUAGAUUUUUACUAAUGGCCUUUGACACGAUUUCUUUUCAAAAGUAAGCCAAUUUAAAAAGUAAUUGUCAUAUUCACUUUCAUUUUCUUAAUAUUUUUCAUGUGGAAAUUUUAUUCCCCUUUAUUACUUAGGUAUUUAACCAAAGCCUUUACUUGACUCUUUUUUUUUGAGAUGAUGCUUAAUAGUAAUUACUGAGAAUUGUAGGAUAUCUUUGCCAUAAAAGAUCUCUUCCUUGUUUUGUAUCUUUUAAAUUAUUGCUUCGUUCUGUCACCAUUUUCUACUUUUUUAAAGCACAUAUCUGCUUACUGAACUCUCAUACUUUUUGCCUGUCAACUUUGUAUUCUUAUUCCUGAACUUUUUUUUUCUAUACUUAAUUGACUUCUGCUUUUUUCUGAUUUAGUUUAGUAGAUCAUUAGUUCUAGUAAUAAUUAAAGGCCAUAGGCAGUUAAUGUGUAUUUUCAAACAGUGUCUUAAGCUGUUUUCUAGCACUGAAUGGUAAGUAAUACGGCUUAUUAUCCUGAGGGAAGCCUCUCCUGAAAUAUUUUGUUUUAUUUGACAGUGGAGAAGUAUACAAUACUCCUUUGGCAAAAAAAAAAAAUCAUGAAUUUAGUGUUAUCCAACUUUCAUUGACCCUGAAUCAUUAUAAAAGUUGUAAAUAUGAGAAACGGGUAUUAAAAAAAACUAUAUGUAGAAUAAGAACUGUGAGUCAUUUGUCUUUUUAUGUUUUUAAAUGUAUUUUACAAUAUGAGGGCAGUUGGGAUGUUUAUGCAAAUGUACAUUUAAUUUAUAAUGUCAUUUUUCUAGCAAGUUAGCUUAGAAAUUCCUAUAAGCUAGCUUUGCUUUCUGGUAUUUUAUAUGUGUUGAAAUGUUUGUGAGGUCUUUUGAUACAAAUUUCUUUGCUACUUUUCAGAUAGCCUGUAAUUUUUAAAAUGUACAUAUAAUUAUGUAUGGAUCAGUUGAACUAAUUGUAUAUUGGAAUUUAUAUUUUUAGUUUCAGAAGUAUUUGUUAUGUAUAUAAACUCAACAUGUGGACAUUUUACAAAAAGUUAUGUUGAAAAAUGUAAUGCCAAAAUUUUUUAUGUAAAGUAAAAA
Molecule: messenger RNA, 5735 nt
Organism: Trichosurus vulpecula (common brushtail)
Lineage: Eukaryota; Metazoa; Chordata; Mammalia; Diprotodontia; Phalangeridae
Gene: HBS1L
Product: HBS1 like translational GTPase
Exons: 5
Coding region: 132-2048 (638 amino acids)
Biological process (GO): translation
Molecular function (GO): GTPase activity; GTP binding
Source: RefSeq, a predicted model, not a curated record